Molecule: messenger RNA, 3665 nt
Organism: Toxotes jaculatrix (banded archerfish)
Lineage: Eukaryota; Metazoa; Chordata; Actinopteri; Toxotidae
Gene: ccsapb
Product: centriole, cilia and spindle-associated protein b
Exons: 4
Coding region: 1026-1889 (287 amino acids)
Biological process (GO): regulation of mitotic spindle assembly
Cellular component (GO): centriole; cytoskeleton; ciliary transition zone
Molecular function (GO): microtubule binding
Source: RefSeq, a predicted model, not a curated record
GCGAACGCCAUCUGUUCUGCUCCGCUUCCGUGAAAUCCGACUCCCGGUGUAAGUAUAUUUACUGUACACAAAUUUAGACUCUCAGCUCCGAAUUUCUCCUGUCAAGCCUCGCACUGUUGUCGAUGCAUUGUUAGUGAGAUUUUAGGUUUACUGAGCCAAAUCUGCGAGCGCUGACAGACAGGCGAUAAUCGGUUCUCCAUAUUACCAUAUGAUUAACAGACCUCUAUAAAUAACACGGACACAUUUGUCAUGAAGAGGUGAUAUGGAGCAAUGGGCAACGGAUUAAACGAUACACUUGCAGGCUGUUACAGUGCAAUAGCUUAUACAGUCAAGGAUUACGAUUAAAUAUAAGCGUUUUUAUAGCGUUGGAGUACAGUGGUAUCUAAAGUUGGGAAAUAAACCUGCUCAGAUUUACAGGUGAACAUCAUGUAAAGCCUAUAGUGUUUGUAGUGGCAGUGAUUGUGGCUGACCUUUAAUUUGGAGUAUUCAACUGUUGUUUAGAUCGUUGGAGCCAAUCACAGGAGAGGGUGGCUCUUACGUAAUCACGUUCAAGAAGUUUCUGCAGUUAGCGUUUUAGUGGUCGAUCAGAUUUACACCUGACGGCGUUUUUUUAACAGUUAAACGCCGAUUGAAUUUAGAUUUACAGAUUGUUUUUGGUUAAAUAAUCUUAAAACUAAGACUGUUUUAUCUUCAAACCCAGCCCAGGGAGGCGAACUAACCGCGGGUAGAGGAGGAAGUAGGCGGGUUCUUUACACGGUCCUCCAGCUGCUCUGCCAUUGGUUUUAACUGCUUACACGUUAUGGUUUAAAUGUCUGGCGGUGGUACCAAACCUCGAAGAGCUACGUAUCAUAGCAGCUAGUGUUUGCAGUAGCCUUGUUUAAGCUUGUAAAACAAUGUACUAGAUAUUACACAACCUAUAUCACAGACCCAUUAUGAGUGUGUAACGACGCUAGCUUGUUUUGUUUUGUUUUUUUAUUUUACGCAUUUUGGUGGAUUGCACUUUAAAGAAUUUCCAAAGGUACAAGAUGGUGACCAAGAGGAUCCGCUCGGAGUACAUGAAGAAAUUUAAAGACCCAAAAUGGGAGACCUACACUAAGUGUUAUGAGGAGAUGCUGAAAUACAGGCUGACCCGCAGACUGCUGGAACACACACACAACCCCUGGUUCUGGAGCGGCUCCGACAGUGAUUCAGACUCAGGAGGAAGAAGUCCACUUCCACCCAGUAAGAACCAGGUGCGGUCUGAGACCACCAGGGCCAGGACAGAGGCAGAGCCGGAGGAGAGUGAGAGGGCGAGGACGGACACACAGCAGGAGCAGCAGACUAGAGCCAUAGGGUCUGUGCCCAGGCUUCCUCUUCAAGAGGAGGAGGAGGAGGAGGAUGUGUCUGCAGGCUCACAGCUUGAUGGUGCCAGAGAGACAAGAGUGCCAGAGGAGCAGAGAGUCAGCAGCAGAGGCAGUAAACCGUUAUCAGUUAACCACAGAGAGCGAGACCAAGAGAGAGACACUAGGCGACACCAACCACAGCAGAGUAAACCCUCAAAACAAACUUGGCGCUCUCAGAAGGUCAGGCCUGCACCAUCACGUCAGCCCAGGGAGGACAGUAAGGAGACUAGACAUCCUUUUGCGCUGUACGGCUCAGGAGAGAAGGAUGCAGAUAUCGCAGGCAGAAAGACACACAACGUAGGUCCUGCAGCUUCGACCAAUGAGAUCCAUGAAUCGGCUCUGCGUGCUAAGACCAGGAGGGAGGUGGAGCGCCAGAUCCAGACCCAGAGGUCUGAGCGCCGGAGAGCAAAGUCUGCUGAUCUGGACAAGGCCAGGAAGCUGGUUCAACCUGAGUUCAACCCCUGGCUCACUGAGUACAUGCGCUGUUUCUCUGCUCGCUCCCGAUAGGACACGCACACGCUGCAGAAAUAGUUAAAUCAGUGUGAUUCCAGACAAAAAAAGAAAGUAAAGCCAUUAUUGCCUAUCACCUCUGAGGUUUAAAUACACAUUAAUGUAGAAUAGACCGUGGGGCUGAAGUGUGUAUCACUCUGACAUCCAGGAUGUAAACUGACAAAACCUUGAACAUUGAAAUUCACAAUGUGGCUUAUUCGACCAGUGGUGUACUAUCAUGUUUUUUAAAUAAAUAAAUUUAAUAUAUACAACAGGAAACAUUUUACAGGCUCAAAGCGAGUCUUGAAGGAAAUAAUUUUAAAGUAAAUGUAUAAUUAAUGAAUAGGUCUACUACAUACAAAUAUUUAGAUGAGAAUGAAGACUCUAAAAUGCAUUUUAUAGCCAUACUUUGUUGCAGUCCCUUUAAACACAUGCUGUACAAAAUGUGUGCAUAUUUUUAUACAUGGAUAUCAAACCAUAGUGGACUCACACAGAGGUAGUAAAGGCAAAGGGCAGCAUGUAUGAAUUUAUUCAGUGAUUGAAAAUGAUUAUGUUCUAAAAUGAGACCACAAACAUCAGGAAUGUACAAUACAGCCCGUACUGUAUACACAUGUAAACAAAGCCAAAAAAAAUCAUAAGCAAAUAGUUUGGAUUCCAAAAUAUUGUGCACAGCUUUUAUUGUGAAUAGGCAUUCCCUUAUUUGUGCUGAGUACUAAGUUGGUUGACAUACAGAGAAACAUCCCUUUUAAAGGUUUUACUUUUUUUUUUUUUUUUUUUUUACGAUCACUUAGUGUUGCAAACUGGUUCUUGUAGAUUUAACGUAAACGAUAGGUUGAUCUUUUCUGACUUGGGGAUAGAUUGUAAAUCACUCACACAUUGUACUGACAGUCAAACUCUAUAACAUUACAGUUGCAUGAUGUGGCCGUUGCAUUGCUCCGAGCUUAUUAACGCUUUUAUAUGUCAUUGACCUAAAACAGUUUCAUGACAACAUUUGUUUGCUCUUUGCUUGUGAUAAUGUUUGUAUAAUCUCAGCCUGGUGCUAACACAGUCUGAAAACAGAUAUUUGUGACAUUUAAAGCCAUUGUGUGCAGUAUUGCGGAUACUGCAGUUUUUCUUUUAUACAUUUAAUUGUUGUGGUUUUGACCAGAAAAAUGUAACAUUACAAAAAUACAGCUAAUUUAGGUUCUCGUGAGCACACAAUAAGGAAUAGUUUAAAGCUAAUUUUCUUAAUUAUAAUUCUUAAGUGAAUAUGCUUUAGAGCCAAAAGUGGAACCAAAACAAAGAUGGAUAUAAAGCCAAAGUACCUCUAAACUGAACUGUUAUAAAUAUAGAAAUAGAAAUACAUGGGUAUGUAUUAGUAAUUUACUGCUUACUGGUUAAAGCGGUUUACUCUCUAAAGCGAACAAAACAAACAGCACUUUUAUAUAGGUUUUCCUGUAAUUCAUUCAUCUUUUGACUCCCUGUAAAUAUGUUUGUAUGUUUAUGUGAAUGUAUUGAACAUUAGACAAUGUUAUUUGUGUUUACACAAAAGGAUGAAAAUGUAUUUUUAAUCCUUGUUUAGUAGAUCUGAUCUUUUCGUGACUGUUAAGACUAUGAGAUCAGAUCCCACAUACAGUAGUCAUGAUAAAAUCAGCUCAGUGCCAUAAAGACUUGAAAAAAAAAUAUUUUUCCCUUGGCAACUAUAGUUACUGAUGUUACUGAUUUGAAUAUUGUAUAGUGAAAAAGGAGAUGAGGACAGAGAUUCUGUACUUCACAUUCAGGCAUUUAAUAUUUUUAAAAAUCUUUGUAAGAAAA